UCAAAAUACAAAACCGAAAAAAAUUAUACAAGACUCAAGCAAAGCAUAGGACUAGACCACCAACUAUGACAGUUCAAAGCUAAGGUACUAUUCGUCGCUUUCAACCACCUGUAGGAAAAAGUCUUGAUCUUGUCCAACAUAGAAUGUAAAGAGUUUGCCGAGCCUUUGAAUAACCUGUAGUUUCUUUCGGUCCACACAACCCACACACAAACAAGCCAUAUGAGUUGCAUAUAACUUUAUAAAAUUAAAAAAUAUAUUGUGAAGCUAUCCUGGUAAGUAACAUAACUAUGUUCUAUGUAAAAAAAAAUACAUAACUAUGUUCUACGCUAGAAACUAGAAAGUAUGCAAUACUGAAGUAAUUGAAGAGAGUGAAAAACUGAAAAGCGUAGGAGAGAGAAACAGGACAAAGAAAUUUUAUCUCAUAAAACAGGUGCCACAUCCUUCCCGGUGCAUUUUCCCUAUUAAUAACAUUCCAAGAAAGUUGAAACAACUAGAGUGGUUGAAAAAUUCCAAGAUUUUAGUGAAAAAGAAAGAUUGCCACUCACCCUUUCUCAAAAUUAGGUAUUCUUGUAGAGGCUAAUUUCAAAUUUGAUACAACACCACAAUAUCAUACGUGCUAACUUGUUCUUCUUCAUAUUCUUUUUCAUUAUCUCACCCUUAACAUUAAUUUAUUUUCCAAUGGCUUCCCAAUCAAACCAACAACACUUCCUUCUUGUUCCAUUUAUGUCUCAAAGCCAUCUCAUUCCUUUCAUAGAAAUGGCAAAAUUGUUUGCAUCAAAUGGUGUCAUUGUCACUGUUGUCCUUACACCACUUAAUGCAGAAAGGUUCAACAUGAUAGUUGAUCAAGCAAAAGCCUCAAACCUCAAAAUCCAAUUCCAUUUGUUACCUUUCCCUUGUGUAGAAGCAGGUUUACCAAAGGGGUGUGAAAAUAUGGAUACACUUCCUUCUCCUAAAUACCAACCUUUGUUUUUUGCAGCUUGCAAUAUGCUUAAAGAACCACUUGAAAAUUGGCUUUCUGAGUUGGAAAAACUACCUACUUGCAUUGUUUCUGAUAUAUGUCUUCCUUGGACUUCAAAUGUUGCAUCAAAAUUCAACAUUCCAAGAGUUGUCUUCCAUGGAAUUUCUUGUUUCACACUCUUGUGUUCACAUAACAUUAACCUCUCCAAAGUUCAUGAAAGGGUCGACUCAAUGUCAACGCUGUUUGUGGUACCAGAUUUGCCUGAUACAAUUGAAUUUACAAAAGCGCAGUUACCCGAGGCUAUGAAGCAAGAUUCAGAGGCAUGGAAAGAAGCUAUUGAUCAAUUCAAAGAGUCUGAACUUUCAUCACAAGGGAUAUUGGUGAAUACUUUUGAAGAGUUGGAGAAGAAUUAUGUUAGAGGUUAUGAGAAAGUUGCUAAAAAGGUUUGGUGUAUAGGACCACUUUCCUUACAUGACAAGUUAACAUUCGGCAAGUUUGGUAAAGACGAUAAGGGACUCAUCAAUGAUUCUGAAUCCGAAUGUCUAAAGUUUCUUAUUUCAAACAAAGCUUGUUCUGUCAUCUAUGUAUGUUUUGGUAGUUUGUCUUUCAUUCCUGCUUCGCAACUGAAGGAACUUGCUUUGGGAUUGGAAGCAUCAAACCAUCCAUUCAUUUGGGUGAUUGGAAAAAAUGAUUGUUCUGUUGAGUUAGAGAAGUGGUUAAAAGAAGAGAAUUUUGGAGAGAGGAAUAAGGGAAGAGGAGUUAUAAUUAAAGGGUGGGCGCCUCAAGUUGAAAUAUUAUCUCAUCCUUCAACCGGUGGAUUUUUAUCUCAUUGUGGUUGGAAUUCAACAUUGGAAGCAAUUUCAUGCGGUGUACCGAUGAUAACUUGGCCAUUGUUUGCCGAACAAUUCUUUAAUGAGAAGCUGAUUGUGCAAGUGCUUAAGAUCGGCGUGAGGAUUGGUGUUGAAGUUGGUGUGGAUCCGAUGGAUACAUUUAAAGAUGAGAAAGUUUUGGUGAAGAAAGAGGAUGUGAAGAUGGCUAUUGAAAAGCUUAUGGAGAAUGGUGUGGAAGGGGAGCAAAGAAGAAACCGAGCUAAAGAGAUUAAAUAUAUGGCUUAUAAGGCUGUUGAAGAUGGUGGAUCGUCUGAUUCUAAUUGCAAAUUGUUUAUACAAGAAAUUUUAGAGCAAAGUUCAUAAUUUAAUGAUUAAGCAUAGCAAAGUAGUUUUUUUUUUUUUUUUUUUCAUUUGUAGCUUUCACUUUUUUAUAAUCACUAUAUGUCAUGUGCUAAUUAAUGCUACUACAAAUACAUGAAAAGACUAUAUUUUCUCAAACAUUUUGGAUAUUGAUUUGUAUGGGAAAUGUUAACCACUGUUUGGUUAGAUAAACCAAUGUGUUUUAAAUAAAGAUCUUGACA
Molecule: messenger RNA, 2369 nt
Organism: Trifolium pratense (red clover)
Lineage: Eukaryota; Viridiplantae; Streptophyta; Magnoliopsida; Fabales; Fabaceae
Product: UDP-glycosyltransferase 73C5-like
Exons: 1
Coding region: 679-2151 (490 amino acids)
Molecular function (GO): UDP-glycosyltransferase activity
Source: RefSeq, a predicted model, not a curated record